AUGCGAGUAAACCAAAAAAAAUGGAAUACUGAAUAUAAACGUAAAUACCAAAUGAGAAAAUGUACUGAAUCUAAACAUGAAGUUCUUAUUAAACAAAGACAAAAAAAUGCUGCAUACAAGCGUCAGUAUAGAGCUAGAAUAAACAAUGUGAAUGAAUUUUGGUGGGAUGUGUUACAUGCUUUGGGCAAAGAAGCUUUACAACCAUUAACUUUUAUGUGGAAUCGAAAAUGCUCUCACUGCUUAAGUAUGCUUCUUACAGGUGAAUUAGCAGAAUUUUGCUGCAAUCGUGGAAAGCGUA
Molecule: messenger RNA, 298 nt
Organism: Racocetra persica
Lineage: Eukaryota; Fungi; Glomeromycota; Glomeromycetes; Diversisporales; Gigasporaceae
Source: the annotation of a GenBank genome assembly